Messenger RNA from Durusdinium trenchii, 1863 nucleotides. NCBI's taxonomy places the organism in Eukaryota, Dinophyceae, Suessiales, Symbiodiniaceae. The record is from the annotation of a GenBank genome assembly.
AUGGACAGCUUGUCGCAUGAGUUGGAUACCGUGAAGUAUGACUUGAGUGAGCUGAAGGAGAACGGAUUUGAGGUUCAUGAGCUGAGUUUCCUUCAUUGGAAUGAAAGCAGCGCGUUGGAAGAAAGCCAGCUGUAUCGGUCCGUGUGGCGAAUGCAGGAUGACCUCCUGCAUGCGACCAAGAGCGAUUCGUCGCAAGUGAAGCGGAUCGUCCUUUCCUGCGAACGAGACAUGGAGGACUUCACGGCGGCCAUGGACGCGGUGAACGUCGACCUGGACGAGAUGCGGGCACGGGUGGAUUCCACCCAUUCGAUCAUCACCUCCCGCCAGAGAGUGGAGGCCACGGUCACUGCCGAGAUCUCCACCAUGCGUUUGGACAUGGGAGAUAUGCAGGAAGCGUUGAAGGCGCAUGAUGCCUGGAUGGAGGAUGUGUCACAGAGCCUCCAAGAGUGUCAUGAACGUUGCCAGCAACUCUCAGAGGACAUCAAUCAUCAAGCACAAGAGACCCAGGUCAAGUUGGAUGCCAAGACGGACAUCACCGCUUGGAACGACAUGAACGAUGACAUCGAUGCGUCCAUCAAGACGGUGCGGGACAUGGCCAGUGCCUUGCGCUUGGAGGUGGACAGUCGACGCCACAAGGUGGACCAGGCCCUGGCUGCCUUUCGUGAAGAUGUCAAGAGGUUGGACGAGAAGGCUGAAUCGAACCUGGUGAGCUUGACACGUGCAGCUGAGGAGUCCAUGGCCGCAGUGAACCAGUGUUUGGAGGAGCGGCAACAGCAUAGUCAAGAGCUGGAAGCGACUUUGAAUCGCCAUGCCGAUGUGCACGCGCAGAUGAACACGAAGGUCGAUAGUCACAAAGAGGAGUUGGAGAAUCGAAUCAGUCAUCUUCAGGCCUCGCUCUCAAAGCAGGAUGAAGACCUGCAUAAGGAAGCAAAUGAUCGGAUCGAAAGCCUUGAGCGGCAUCAUUCCAAUGUCUCCAAGGAGACGGCGAAGAGAUUGAAUGCCUUGGACUUGCGGAUCGCAGGGCUACAAGGAGCCAGCGGCGAGUCAAAGCGUGACAUUGGCAAGCUGAGGGAUGAGGUGAACUCCCUCACCGUGAAGAGUGCGGCCCAUGAUGUGGACAUUGGAAAGAACAGCGACGACCUGCGGAAGAAUGAACGGCAACGGUUGGAGGACAACCAGCGACACAAGCAGGAUGUCGAUGGAAUUUACGAAGAGCUGGACCAAAAGGUCUAUGAGAAGAACUUCCAGAGUUUGGAGGACAACGUCACAAAGUUGACGCGUGGAGCUGUAAAGCUUUGCCAGGUGGUCGGCGUCUUUCCGGGCGCGCGCAUGAACGAUGGCACCGAGGAAGAGUUGGACGUCGAUGUGGAGCUCCUGAACUGGGAGGACUGUGCCCAGAACUUGGUAGCUCGUGUGGACAAAACCUGGCGACAGCUUUCCUCGCAGAAGUAUCGAAGCAUCCUUGACCUGGUCAGCAAGAAGGCGGACCACUCGGUGCUACGGCUCUUGCAGAUCUCGCAACAGCACAUCGAGAGCCAGCUCGAUCGAAUACGACACGAACGAGAGCUCUGGAAGGAGGUGGUGGACAAACGAGCGCAGCAGCCGCUGCAGCUGGCCCUCACAUUAAAGGAUCCUCAUACAGGGCAGCCAAUGCCCGCCCCUCAAGGCUACAUGCCCGGCGGCAUGGGACCUCCAGGUAUGCCAAUGACUCCAAGGGCGAUUCCUUGCAGUGGUUUGGAGCCCAUCGUGCCACCACCGCCCUCCGGAAGCUUGGUUGGAGCUGAUCCAAACACCAUGAAGGCCUCCCCCUUGGCCAAGCGCAUCGCACGGCCUGUGGCGCCGCCGGCCGAGCGCAAACCGUAG